Sphaerulina musiva SO2202 is the source of this 1737-nucleotide messenger RNA. RefSeq names its product cytochrome P450 monooxygenase. The record is from RefSeq and is a predicted model, not a curated record. The transcript has 6 exons. Gene Ontology annotation, molecular function: monooxygenase activity; heme binding; oxidoreductase activity, acting on paired donors, with incorporation or reduction of molecular oxygen. Bases 1 to 1608 code for a protein of 535 amino acids. Lineage: Eukaryota; Fungi; Ascomycota; Dothideomycetes; Mycosphaerellales; Mycosphaerellaceae.
AUGUGGACUAUCUUGUCCGCUGUGGCUACAGGCGUGGGAGCCCAUUGUCUCUUCUUCAACCGCGGCGAACAUCACAUGUACCCCAUCAAGUACAUGCAGCUCUUCUUCCUCAUUUGUGCUGGCAGUGGCAUCUACCUGAGCAAUGUUGCCGGACUCUCCCCUCUCGCCGCCGCUUCGACCGUGUCCGCGCUCGCCUUCAGCUGGCUGGUCGGCGUGUACUCGAGCCUUCUGGUCUAUCGACUUUGGCUGCAUCCCCUCGCUCGAUUUCCCGGUCCCUGGCAAGCACGACUGAGCGACCUGUGGCUCUCGACCAAGCUCUCGAAUCUGGACGGCUAUUAUGUGAUUGAUGGCUUCCACCAGAAGUACGGGAAGUAUGUUCGAGUGGGUAGCAAUGUCCUGUCCAUUACAGAUCCGGCGAUCAUGCAACCUGCAUAUGGCACGAAUGCGAAAGCCGCCAAGUCGGACUGGUAUGAUGGCACGGGACCGCAUCACAGUAUGCAAUCAGUGCGCAGCAAAGCCGUGCAUGAUCGGCGUCGAAGGUUGUGGGCUCCCGCGUUCAGUGACAAAGCGGUCCGAGAGUACGAAAAAACGGUACAUGAACUCAACGACAAGUUAAUAUCGAGAAUCGACGGAUUCCGAGGCGAGCCUGUCAAUAUGACGACCUGGUUUAAUUUGUACAGCUUCGACGUGAUGGGCAGAUUAGCCUUUGGCAAAGAGUAUCAUAUGAUUGAAAAUGGAAAACGACACUGGGCCCUCGAUCUACUGACCGAGGGAAUGGAAAUCAGUGGGUUCAAGGUACCAACGUGGGUGUUCCGCGUACUCAUUUCGGUUCCUGGUCUUGCUGGUGGAUACUAUAAAUUCUUGAAUUUUUGCACGUCUGAGCUCAAAUGGCGUGUCGAGAAUGACGGCAAAGUGACUGGCAAAGACAUUACGGGAUGGUUGCUCAAGGCAUACGCCGACGAGAAGCACCCCGAGGCGGAUCUCAUGUUGCAAGGUGAUGCUCGCUUGAUCAUUGUUGCCGGAUCCGACACGACAUCAGCGACGCUCACGUACUUGUUUUAUCACCUGGCGAAGAGCCGGGAGCAGGUAGAGAGGCUCCGACAGGAGCUGAGACCCUUGACAACUGGUGACUGGAGCGACAAGGACAUCCAACAUGCCGAUCAUCUCAACGGGGCAAUCAACGAGGCUCUGAGGCUUCAUCCUCCCGUGCCAUCGGGGUUGUAUCGCUUGACGCCGCCAGAAGGGAUGCAAGUGGGCGACGUGUAUAUCCCUGGUGGCGUGACCUUUUUCGCUCCCCAGUACAGCAUGGGACGAGAUGAAGACAUCUACACCGACGCGAAUGCAUUUGUUCCGGAACGAUGGUACUCGAAGCCAGAGAUGAUCAAGCAUCCUGACGCGUUUGCACCCUUCUCAAUGGGCCCGUUUGGUUGCAUUGGAAAGAAUCUUGCUCGUAUGGAGUUGCGUACAUUGACUGCUCGACUGCUGCUCAAGUAUGACAUUGCCUUUGCCCCUGGUGAAGAUGGCACCCGAAUUCUGACGGAGACCAAGGAUCACUUCACCCUGACCGUAGGACAGCUGGACCUCGUCUUCACGCCCGCUACGAGUUGAUAGGAAAAGAAGGAAGAAAAAGGGGGGCUUUGAGAAGCGCGGCGCUGCCGGAAAGUGUACGACAGACAGAUUCGUGUAACAUGAGUAGCUGAGCUUGUGUAACACGGCUGUAUCCAUUGCAUAUCUCAC